CCUCGGCAGGUCCCCGAAACCCAUGUUGGAAACCACCGGCACAGAUAAAAGAGCAGAGAGUUCAACAAGGCCAUGCAGAAGAAGCACCACUGCAGGUUUUUUUUUUCUUCAAUGGGACGCUGACAGCCUACUACUCCUCCUGUGAGUGUGACUCAUUUAAGGGCGGCUUUAGGACCCGGGAGAGACGGCUGCCACAGAGGCAUUGCAGACAGCGCGUUUGGGAGGUGUAGUGGAAGAAAGGCAAGAGAAACGGAGUAAAUGAGAGCACUUUGUCCAGAUUGUUGAAGGACCCGUCAACUUAAAACACCGCCGAAACAGCUCACUAUAAUGAGACGGACACAUUGUUGAAUUCCUGUCCAGGUAACCACCAUCGAGAAGACGGCUAUAAACUCCAGGACCCCGUCUCCAGGCUCCUGCGCAGGGUUGAGUGAAGGAAACUUUGGACUGAGAGUCGUCUCUCCCUGAGAGAAACCUGGAUCCUCCAUCCUGGCCACCAACAUGACCAAUGUGGUGAUCGUCAAGGAGGGAUGGCUGCACAAAAGAGGAGAAUACAUCAAGACCUGGAGGCCAAGGUAUUUUCUCCUGAAGAGUGAUGGUACAUUCAUUGGCUACAAAGAGCGACCGCAAGAUGUUGACCAGCUGGAAACCCCCUUAAAUAACUUCUCUGUAGCACAGUGCCAGCUGAUGAAGACGGAACGGCCCAAGCCCAACACAUUCAUCAUCCGCUGCCUGCAGUGGACCACUGUCAUCGAGCGUACCUUCCACGUGGAGACCCCCGAGGAGAGGGAAGAAUGGACCAAAGCCAUCCAGGCAGUGGCUGAAGGCCUACAGAAACAAGAGGAGGAGAUGAUGGACUCCUCCCCAGACCCCAUGGACAUGGAGGUCUACCUGACCAAACCCAGACUCAAAGUGACUAUGCACGACUUUGAAUACCUCAAACUCCUGGGAAAAGGCACUUUUGGCAAAGUUAUUCUGGUAAAGGAGAAGGCCACAGGACGCUACUAUGCCAUGAAGAUCCUAAAGAAGGAGGUGAUCGUAGCAAAAGAUGAAGUGGCGCACACACUCACAGAGAACAGAGUCCUCCAGAAUUCAAAGCAUCCGUUCUUGACAGGACUGAAAUACUCCUUCCAAACACAUGACCGCCUGUGCUUUGUCAUGGAGUAUGCAAACGGUGGUGAGCUUUUCUUCCAUCUUUCAAGAGACCGGGUGUUUUCAGAGGAGCGUGCGCGGUUCUACGGCGCAGAGAUAGUGUCUGCUUUGGACUACCUGCAUGCUGAAAGAAACGUGGUUUAUCGGGAUCUCAAGCUGGAAAAUCUUAUGCUGGACAAAGACGGACACAUAAAGAUCACAGAUUUCGGCCUGUGUAAGGAGGGGAUCAAAGAUGGCGCCACUAUGAAAACCUUCUGUGGGACUCCAGAGUACCUUGCACCUGAGGUGUUGGAAGACAAUGACUAUGGCCGUGCUGUGGACUGGUGGGGUCUGGGUGUGGUGAUGUACGAGAUGAUGUGUGGCAGACUGCCUUUCUACAACCAAGACCACGAGAAGCUAUUUGAGCAAAUCCUCAUGGAAGACAUCCGCUUCCCCCGGACCCUCGGCCUCGAAGCACGCUCCCUGCUCUCUGGUCUUCUGAAGAAAGACCCAAAGCAAAGGUUAGGUGGAGGACCUGAUGACGCCAAGGAAAUCAUGCAGCACAAGUUCUUUGCCAGCAUUGAAUGGCAAGAUGUUUAUGAGAAGAAGCUGGUCCCACCAUUUAAGCCCCAAGUUACAUCGGAGACGGACACGAGAUAUUUCGAUGAGGAGUUCACAGCACAAACCAUCACGAUUACGCCACCGGGACAAGAUGACAGCAUGGAGUCCUUUGACAGUGAACGGAGACCCCACUUUCCCCAAUUCUCCUACUCUGCCAGUGGGACGGCCUAAACGACUUUCAACCAUUCCUCCGGUCCGACCAUCUCGCUUCUCCCCACCUGACUGCACUCUCAGAAGACCGGGGGCCCAAACCCUCGUCCUCCCAACAAUCGUCUGCAGAAGCUGUCUUUGGAUGCAACAGUCGCCAUCUCCAAAUUACUUUUUCCAGGAAGAAGGAAAUCCGAGACGACAUACCUGUGUGGCCUUUGAAGACUGACCACGGAGAUAACACUACUGUUCAUUUCCUGGUUGUUUAUUACUAUACUGAGCAGGAAACCAUACACCGUAAUGAAUGGGGAGAUGUAGCUAUGCACAACUUGCGCUACUGCUGUAAAUCAGAUUUUUUUUUUUUUUUUUAAACACAAUUUGAUGUCACCAUAACCAUGUCAGUUAGAAAAUGGGCAUACUGUGGACCAAAUACAUCAUGUGGGAAGAGAGUAUUGUUUGAGUGGGUGAUCAAUCCAUGUUUUAGUCCAUUCAGACUUUUUUUUUUUGCUUCAUAAGUGAAUGUACCAUAUUAAAUAAAGUUAAUAUCCUUGCAUA
Messenger RNA from Maylandia zebra (zebra mbuna), 2451 nucleotides. RefSeq names its product v-akt murine thymoma viral oncogene homolog 1 (gene akt1). NCBI's taxonomy places the organism in Eukaryota, Metazoa, Chordata, Actinopteri, Cichliformes, Cichlidae. Gene Ontology annotation, molecular function: ATP binding; protein serine/threonine kinase activity. Gene Ontology annotation, biological process: protein phosphorylation. The record is from RefSeq and is a predicted model, not a curated record.